CAUGCGUAAACACCAGCGUUGAAAAAAAAAGUGGUUUGAUUGUAAAAUAAAUUGUUAAUUUUGAGUUUUAUUGCUACAAAGAAGGCUGGAAGAAACAUUUCCAAUAAACAGUAUCUGCCUUAAUUCAUUUAUUCAUCUUUAAAAUCAUGCUUUUUGUCCUUAAAUGUAUGGAACAAAUCUCACUGGGUGCCAAAUAAAUCAAUAUUUCUUAAAGUGAAAUUGUUCUUAUUCUGAUUUUUAUUCAAAAUAUAUUUGAAUCAAAGUAAAACUUUCACAUUUAUUAUGAAGGACUUUUUAAAAUGAGGAUGAAUAAGAUGAUAAAAUGUGGACUAUGUGUUUUAUUGCGGCUUGAGGUGUAAUGUCAAAGUGCGUAACGAUUCUUACUCGCGCAGUCGGUGAUUUGGGAAGAAAGAGAUUAGUAAGAGUGGUAUUUCCUUUUUUCUCCCCCUCUCUCUCUCUCUCUCUUUAGUUGUAUGCUCAAGUCCCAUUCUCUGGUCAAGUUCAGUGCGUUGUUCUCCGGACCGGACGGACGCUUCUUAUUGGUAGGUUGCGACAGUUACAUCACGCCGCUCAUGACGCGCACGUCUUCCUGUUUCCUUCAGCCGCGUCUUAAAGUGAAUCUUAGUGGCGGAGGAGCGCUCCAGCAUCCAGUCCCUCUGCAUCCAGUGCGCCUCGGAGACGCACACACGCAGUCUCUCUCUCUCUCUUUCGCACCCUCUCUUGCACUCUCUCUAUGUCUCUCACUCUUUCAGUCACAGCAGAGGAUAGAGGGAGAGACCGACGCGCAAGAGCUCUUUUCAUCUUCUAUAUUUUUCCUAUUUUGUUCCUUUCGCCGGCGCCGCUGACUUUAUUCCAGCUCUCCUUCCUCCUCUGAGAAACUGUUACAUCCCCAGCAUCCAGCGAUCCGCCGAGCUCUGCGUUGUAUAUUCUGUCUUUUUUGUGUGUUGUUGCCGUAGGAGUUCAGGUUGUCCCCCUCUUCAUCUAAAGGGUACUCAGAGGCUUUGAUCCUAGAGGACUGGGUUUGCGGGAUAUGGCCCAAUAGCAGCAGCCCGUGAUGCCGGACCAUGACAGCGACUCCCUCCUGAACAGACAGACCAAGCGAAGACGUGUGGACAUUGGUGUUAAGAGGACCGUGGGCAGCACAGCCUCCUCCACAGCAGCAGCCACAACAACAACCACUGAUAACAUUGCCCGCGCCAAAGCAGCCAUUUUCAGUGCCAUGAACUCUCUGAGCUCCCACUCUCACCACGGAUCAGACACCGACUCCAUGGAGUGCUCUGUAGUGCAGCCACAUGGUGGGCCUGGCGUUGUGUCAGCCAGCGACAGCGAGUCCAAGUCUAAUGUACUCCGAAAGCUACUGAAGAGGGCCAACUCAUACGAGGACACCAUGAUGCCCUUCCCUGGCACCACAAUUAUCUCCCAGCUUCUCAAGAAUAACAUGGCGAAAAAUGGAGGGGGACCCGAGAGGGGAGAAAGAGGGGACAGGGGUGAUAGAGGGGAUGUCGGCUUCCCCGGAUCAGGGCUUUCCAAUGCAAGUUCAGAUGCUCCCCAGGAAGAUGCCUGCAGUAACUCCUCCCAUGAUAGCACCCCUCAAGAAUGCUUGUCACCCUUUGGUCGCCCUCCCGGCCUGGCCUCAUUUGACAUUGAACGUCUCAAUGAUGAACACCUGCGUGCCAAGCGAGCCCGCGUAGAGAACAUUAUACGUGGUAUGAGCCACUCGCCCAGUGUGGUGGUACCUGCUGCCUCCCGUCAUGAGCGCGACCAUGAGAUGGAUGGAGACCGGGAGAUGGAUCUAGACUGCCCACCCCCUCAGUCUCAGCAGCAGGCCCCCAGCAGCCCACGGGGAGGCGAAGUGUGCAGCAGUAGCAGCCGAGAGAACAAGCGUAAGCAGCGUCUGCCUCAGCAGCAGCAACAGAGCUUCACCCAGCUGGUGUGCCAGAGGAAGGAACAGAAGCAGGAGGAGCGACGGCAACUGAAGCUGCAGCUGGAGGACAUGCAGAAACAGCUACGCCAGCUGCAGGAGAAGUUCUUUCAGAUCUAUGACUCGACUGAUGACUCAGAACACAACGACCUCCACAAUGACCUCCACAACGACAUAGGGAACAUGUCUGAAGACAGCCCGGGCAGGUCUGACACCGGCGCCGAUGACCGGGGUGGAGAUGACUUGCGCUCUGACAAUGAAAUGUCUGACUUGGACCCGGGCCAUUUCCUCGACAGGGCGCGGGCGUUGCUUCAGGAGCAGGCCAUGCUGGCGGACGGAGAGAAGCCAAGAAGAGAGGGGCUCAGCCGGAGCAAAGGACAAGGAGGUCCAGGCUCCUCCAUGCAUGCUGAAGGUAAACAACUGGCAGAAACACUCAAGCAGGAACUCAAUUCAGCCAUGACCCAGGUGGUGGACACAGUGGUUAAGGUGUUUGCCAAGCCUCCACGCCCCACACCCCAGCAGGCCUUCCCCUCGCUCUCCAUACCUCCUGAGAGAUUUCCCACCACCGUCAAUGGAGACAACCCCAACUUCCAUACCGCCAACCAGAGGCUGCAGUGCUUCGGCGAUGUCAUCAUUCCCAAUCCACUAGACUCCUUCGCCAGCAUGCCCGGGAUGCCCGGUCCCACCAACGACCAAACCGAAGCGAUACCCUUAGUCGUGAGGAAGACACCCAGCGAGCACCACCACCACCAGUCCUCAGCUGUGGGAGCCCAUGGCGGGCACCACCACCCCGUCCUCCACCCCUCAUCGCUCUCAGCCUCCAUGGGCUUCAGUCCCCCAUCCUUUAGACACCCCUUUCCACUGCCUCUCAUGGGCUACCCUUUCCAGAGCCCCCUUGGUGGGCCCACAGGUGGCUACCCAGGCAAGGACCGUUCCUCUCCAGACUCUAUGGACCUGUCCAGGGAGACCACCAGCCUGAGGACCAAGAUGGCAUCAGGUCACCACUUGGCGCACCACCAUCGCUCUUGUUCACCAGCACACACUGGCAGCACAGCCGAGGGACUCUCCCUGUCCCUCAUCAAGUCUGAGUGCAGUGAUCUCCAAGACAUGGCCGACAUCUCUCCCUACUCAGGCAGCAAUAUCCAAGAAGGUCUCUCCCCCAAUCAUCUGAAGAAGGCCAAACUUAUGUUUUUCUACACCCGCUACCCGAGUUCUAAUAUGCUGAAGAUGUUCUUCUCUGAUGUCAAGUUUAACCGCUGCAUCACCUCCCAGCUGAUCAAGUGGUUCAGCAACUUCAGGGAGUUCUACUACAUCCAGAUGGAGAAGUUCGCCCGCCAGUCCAUCAACGAUGGAGUCACCGGAGUCGAGGAGUUGGGCGUCAGCCGUGACAGUGAGCUCUUCCGAGCCCUCAACAUGCACUACAACAAGGCCAAUGACUUUGAGGUCCCUGAACGCUUCCUGGAGGUGGCUGAGAUAACACUGAGAGAGUUCUUCAACGCCAUCGUGGCCGGCAAAGACGUGGACCCGUCCUGGAAGAAGGCCAUCUACAAGGUCAUCUGCAAACUGGACAGCGAGGUUCCUGAGAUCUUCAAGUCCCCCAACUGUCUCCAAGAGCUUCUACACGAGUAAAUUCCUCCUCCUCCUCCUCCUCCUCCUCUUCCUCUUCGCUCAACGCUUUGCGCUUUCUUUUUUUUAAUUUCCUCUGAUUUCAUAGAAUUUUAAAAAAUAUUCUUUUUUUUCUUGUUUUCCCCUUUCCCCCAACUUUUCUUUUGAUUUCCUGUUUUCUAUUUUUUUUUUUUUUUUUUGAAUGUAUGAAAGUUAUGAAGUAGCAUUCCCAAUCUGAAGCCUCUGUGGCAGUUCCUAAAUGACCUAGCUAUUGUGUUGUUGUUCUUAAAUGAUAAUUAUCAUGACGGUUAUUAUUUGUUUUGUUUUUGUAUGAUUCUGAACUGAAGAGACUCUAAUCUUAUUGGGUGUUUUUUUUUUUUUGUUUGUUUGUUUUUUUUUUCUUCUUCUUUUUUUUUUUUUGGACCGUGUGAACCCUCAUCCGUUUGGCCUGUUUUAUGAUCAACACUAACAAAGUCCUCGGUGUGUGUAGACGGAGUUCCUGAGUUCCCAUUUACACUUCUAAGAACAUAGGCUGGGUUCCCUGAAGACUUUACUCAUGGCACCCGGGGGUGUCCCUCCAAUCCAGCGGGUGUCCAAAUGAACUGUCCCCGCGAGACUGUGCUACUGAAGAUGUCCCCAACAGGACACACACACUCAUGCACACAGAAACAAGGCCUAGUAAGGUUACUGACUGGACUCAGACUGGACUCAUGGUACUGGUCUGUACUAACCUGUGGGACUUGGACUGGUUUCAAAUGGCUACUGAGCUCUACCAUGUUUUGAAGUGUGUUUUCCCUGCAAGUAGGGCAUUGUGUUUAAUGGGUGUACAUUAUUAUUUUUGAUUAUUAUUAUUAUUGUUGUUGUUGUUUAUGAUUAUUAUUAUUUGUCAUCACUGCUUGCUGAAGAUUGGCACUUCGAGAUUUGUUUGUCCCUUGAUGCCGUUGCAGAAAAAAAUAAAUUAUUGCUAUUAAUAUUAUUCAAAGAGUUUAGAUUCUGGAAUAAUUUGCCCACCGUUUCCCCAUCCUUCUCCUUACUCCUGUUUUCGUUUGUCCAUCUCCGAAGUGGACUUUGCUUUUGUUUGUUUUAUUUUAUUUCUGUGGUCUGAGGCAACUUGCCUGGAAACGGUUUAGAUUUGGGGUUUUAAUGGAAGCCAUCAAACUUAUGGCUGUAGUGACUAGCCCAUCCUGCACAGGACCAUUCUGGCAGAAACACAUGAAGUAAACGGUGAAGAAGUCUAGAAAUAUGCAGAAGAAGUGUGGCCUUUUCGGUGCGUAGAUGGCUAAAUUUCCGUAGCCAAUCCAGCUUUGAUAACUAAACUACUCCCACUAAACAAGCCUUUUGUCCAGCUAUCAAAAAAAAUUAUAAUCGCCUAAUUUCCUGUCUCUGAUUAGUGGACAUACACAGUAAUAACUGCAUAGGUUUUUUUGUCUUUUUAUAGCACUGUUCACUGAAUAGCUCCUGUGUGAGAUGAAGUCAGCCUGUUGAUACAGCAGGCUUUUAUUGUGAUUAGCCUACACAAGGUGUAAAUGACAUUAUGACGUUAUUUCAAUAGCAGAUACUUGAAUAUAUCAGAAUACUGUGGCAAUCUAAAGCACGGCGUCGCUGAAACAAUAGAUAAUUGAGUACAUAUGAAUAGAAGCAUCGCAGGGAGGAAGAUAACACAAGGAGGGCAAAGGGAGAGGUUGAUAUAAACUGAAACACGGCAUUCGUUAAUUCUGCUUCAAGAGGAACUUCCCCCACAGACACACAACACACACACACACACACACACACACACUGCUCCUUCCCUCCAUGCUCACCUGCCUUUGAGUGAUCUAGCUCCUCUCUCAAUGCAACAAUACGAGGUCGGAGGUGAGCACUCACCCCGGGGGUAGAUGGAGAAGCUCUCAGCACUACAAAGAGCGGGGACAAAGGCACAGAGCGAGGAGCAACACGCACCUGAAACCCUCCGCUCUGUCCCUCCGUCCCAAACUGGCAGCUUUCAAGACCCAAAGUGUGAUUCUGUUAAAGCCACUGUGCCCAGUUUGUUGAACGUCGUUCCUUUUUACCUGAGAUUUUAAUCCCAGAUUUUCCACUUGAGUUGUACAUUUUAUCCGCCCUCUCAGGCUUUUAAGGAUUUUAAGACCUAGUUAGUGUUAGCAGCCCUUUUGAUGAAGUUUGAAGCAACAAGAAAGCGUUCUAGAGUGCGUGCGAGCUCGCCGUUGAUCUCACCUUGGCGACAUUGUCUCGUGGUGCGUCUGUGUGUGUCACAAAAGAUCAAAAGGGGCAGGUUGCUUAACCUGCUGACUUGUCUAAGCGAGACAAAGCGCCUGACAAAAGGAGGCAGAGAAAGACGGAGAGCUACUCCCUUCAUUAUGUCCCCCACCUCUCCUCCUCCUCCUCCCAGAACUGUGUUCUUCUUAAGAUCCGGGAGUCCUGAGAGAGCGAGCCGGACACAUUUCUCACUGAAGGAUGGGCUCGGCCCCGCACGUCUCAGAGUCUCAAAGCACCAGCCAAGGGCUCUAAAGCGCCACAAACAAAGGAGAAAGGAAAGGACACUUUUAUCUGAUGCACAGAUUAUUAUCGCUCCCCACCCUCCUCCACCCCUCCUUCCUGCAACCCCGCCCUAGAGUUCCUCCGCCUAAAAAAGAUUAAUUCAGGAUAAUGAAGACUUAUGUGCAAAAAAAAAAGAAAAAAGGAUUAGUAAGACCUUAAUACCGCGUGGAAAAUAUUUUUGUCAAGUUUUCCUUUUUCUGGGGUCGUUUGGUUUUAAGGAUAACAUUAUUGAAAUACAUAUAUAGCCUUUUUUAAGAAUUGUAAAAGAUAAAUCUAUGGGAAGAAAAUAUAUAAAGUAGUGGAAGUUCCUCGGGAGGUUACAAAUUGUUUCAUAAAAGAAAUCUUGAGGGUAUUUUUAGUGACGGCUUUGUUUAAAUCUGUAUUCUGAAUAAGUGAGUUGUUGGUAGAUUAGGAGCAAUAGUCGUAGGUUUUUUGCAGGUUUUGUGACCAGUUUUUUCCUUUUGGUUUCUUUUUGUAUCGUGCUGAAUGGCUGUCUUCACGAGAUCAGAAAAAUAAAACUCGGAGUCCGUUUUCAGAGUAUGAAAUAUUGUCGUUGCUACUGUAAAUACUUUCAGGAUGAGACAAAGAAUAGCUGUACAGUUUUUCUAUUAUCACUCAGAGUGCUAGAAGAGGGCGGUUUAAAAGAAAAAAAAAAGAAGGGUGAAGUAAAAGAGAGAUGACCCUCUUCGCUUUUUUCAACUGGACUCAUAACCACUCUUCCAAAAAACCCCACAGAGGAGAGGUUUUUGUUGUUUUUCUUUUCCCUGCCAUGCCUUUAACGGGGGUCUGUUUCCCGUCGGCAGUGCCCUUGAAGUUGCACCAGCAUCCGUUUCUUUAAUUUUUCGCUGACAGAACGAUGCGUUAAGGCAAGCGGUCGGGUAAUGAUGAUGUCACGGAGUGGGCCGUUGGCAGGACCCGGUCUCGUCCCAAAAAACAAGGGCAGACUGCCGCCAACAUAGCUCUAGAUUUGACCCGGGAGAGAGACAGGAACUCAUUGUCAUCAGAAGACUAGUGUCAUGGAGGGGGCACAACGUUGUACAGUUUAAAAAGAGACUGCAGACGGAGAAGAAAAAAAAAGAAGUGAUUUAUACCCUUUUUUACCGGGUUCAAACAGUUGGGAAAAGUUUGGACUUUUGUGGAAUUUCUGUACGCUUUGCAUUUUGUGUGUGUGUGUGUGUGUGUGUGUGUGUGUGUACAUGUAUAUGAGUGUGUGUCUGUGUGAGAGAAAAGACCGAUUAUGAGAACCUGUGAACCACUGAGUGACACAAUUCUCAACACUGUGGCCCCUCCCCCACCCCUGGGAGUACCAUCCUGACAUGUAAAUGAUUCUCAUUAAGCGUUGGCAACGUGUGUGUGUGUGUGUGUGUGUGUGUGUGUGUGUGUGUGUUGCGAUAAUUUCCUCUGAUCUGUUUUCUGACCUGUUUGAAAGGGGUUUUUGUUUCUCGAUGCUUUUCAGUAGUUAAUUCUUUUUUUAUUAUUACAUUGCUCCUCUUUUCCUUUUUUUUUUUUUUUUUGUAAAUAUCAACGAUGUGGACUUACAGUGAUAAAUACUGCCUUUGUGUAACUUAGCAAUAUGUUAUGUAAAUAGUGUUUUGUUGAUGCUUUUUGUAUGACAUUAUUCGAUUCUAGUGCAGUAAUUCCAAACUGGAACGGCCAUGUUUCAAAUACAGUCUGAAUAGUUACACACAGGUUGUAAAAUAAAACUCAUGACAUGGCUGCUUUUAUUUUUUUUUUUUCUGUUACCGGUGUCUAUUUGUCUUGCAGAUUUUGUGUAAUUUAUUGGUUUAAUUUAUCCUAAUUUAUUUGAUGUUGUUUUCUUUUGUUUUUCAAACAGGGAAGGCUGUACUGCAUUUCAUUAAGUAGAACCAAUUUUAAAAAAGAUUUUAAUCCUUAUCUACCUAAAAAAAAUUAAAACAAUUAGUAUUCUAGCGAGCUCAUUCAAUUGAGAUAAAUGGAGAUCUUGGCAGCUAAAUGGAACUGGACAGUUUUAAAAGAAGAAGAAGGAGAAAAAAAAAGAGGUUGUUAUGUUUUGUUCCGGGACGGGGCCGAGGGUGGGCUGAAGAAAGCUGAAACUAGUUUGAAGCAGUUUUUGUAUUUUCUCUUGAGAUUUUUUCCCCUGUGUUGCUUUGGCCCAGCCCAAAAACAACCAGUAGUCAAAUUGCCUUUCGUGCCUUCACCCUCUAUGAACUGAAUGUAUGUGCAGUAUAUAUGCAAGCUUGUGCAAAAUGAAUAAAAAAUGGAAAUAAAAAUGAAAAA
Epinephelus lanceolatus (giant grouper) is the source of this 8317-nucleotide messenger RNA. Its product is annotated as prospero homeobox protein 1-like. Gene Ontology annotation, biological process: regulation of transcription by RNA polymerase II. Gene Ontology annotation, molecular function: DNA-binding transcription factor activity, RNA polymerase II-specific; RNA polymerase II cis-regulatory region sequence-specific DNA binding. Lineage: Eukaryota; Metazoa; Chordata; Actinopteri; Perciformes; Serranidae. The record is from RefSeq and is a predicted model, not a curated record. Gene Ontology annotation, cellular component: nucleus.